This is a messenger RNA of Prunus armeniaca (apricot), 666 nucleotides long. Lineage: Eukaryota; Viridiplantae; Streptophyta; Magnoliopsida; Rosales; Rosaceae. The record is from the annotation of a GenBank genome assembly.
AUGUCAGAUCUGAUUAGAUGUCGUAGGUCGGUGACGACUACACCGAGUUCGGAGCCCCCGGCUCAGUCGGCAUCUGCUGCCACUGCUCCAGCACUGAUGGACCAACUGCCAGGGGUGUCCCAGGCGCCUGCGUCAUCAGCUUCAUCAGUGGCGCAACCUAUUAGCGGUAGGUGGUGGCAUCGGCCCGCAAGCACCACCGACAUGACGUUGCCUUGGCGUCACAGCCAGCUGAAGACGACGAAGGUCACCCGAGUGACCAACAGUCGUAUCAGCAUCAGAUACGACGAGCGCCAUUGGGCUGCACCGACAGCGGAGUUGCAUAGCUCCUUGGCCCACGACAUUGGGCACAUCGUUCGGACCCAUUGCCCAAUGCACUGGAAGUCUUGGAAGGUCUUGCCUGACGAGAUCAAGAUGGAGGUUCGCGGCCAGUUGUCGACGAACUAUAACUUAGAGGACCUCAACGAGGAGUCUUUGGCGUACGUCAACAGACUCUUCGGUGAGAGGUACAAGCAGUGGAAGAGUGACUUGCACCACCAUUUUCAGGCGUUUGAUGAUUUGGAAGUCGCUCUUCGGGAGGGUUGCCCGGAGGAGCUUGAGGGGCGGGAGGAUAGUUGGGCAUGGCUCUGCACUCAUUUUCAGGCGCCCGAUUAUGUGGUAUUUGUUUAA